Molecule: messenger RNA, 3519 nt
Organism: Lacerta agilis (Sand lizard)
Lineage: Eukaryota; Metazoa; Chordata; Lepidosauria; Squamata; Lacertidae
Product: oocyte zinc finger protein XlCOF6-like
Exons: 2
Coding region: 62-2584 (840 amino acids)
Biological process (GO): regulation of transcription by RNA polymerase II
Cellular component (GO): nucleus
Molecular function (GO): DNA-binding transcription activator activity, RNA polymerase II-specific; RNA polymerase II cis-regulatory region sequence-specific DNA binding
Source: RefSeq, a predicted model, not a curated record
UCAGAGUGGACACCUUAGAAUUCAUCAACGGAGUCACACAGGUGAGAAACCAUUUAAAUGUAUGGAAUGUGGAAAGUACUUCAGUCAGAGUGCACACCUUAAAAGUCAUCAACGGACUCACACGGGGGAGAAACCAUUUAAAUGUAUGGAGUGUGGAAAGUACUUCAGUCAGAGUGGAAACCUUAGAAGACAUAAACAGACUCACACACAUGAGAAACCAUUUAAAUGUAUGGAGUGUGGAAAGGGCUUCAGUACUAGUGGAACACUGAGACUACAUCAACGGACUCACACAGGGGAGAAACCAUUUAAAUGUAUGGAGUGUGGAAAGAGCUUCAGUCAGAGUGGACACCUUAGAACACAUCAACGGACUCACACUGGUGAGAAACGAUUGAAAUGUAUUGAGUGUGGAAAGAGAUUCACUAAUAGUGGAGCCCUUAGAAUUCAUCAACGGACUCACACAGGGGAGAAACCAUUUAAAUGUAUGGAGUGUGGAAAGAGCUUCACUUAUAGUGGAGACCUUAGAAUUCAUCAACGGACUCACACAGGGGAGAAACCAUUUAAAUGUAUGGAGUGUGGAAAGAGCUUCAGUCAGAGUGGACACCUUAGAAUUCAUCAACGGAGUCACACAGGUGAGAAACCAUUCAAAUGUAUGGAGUGUGGAAAGAGAUUCACUAAUAGUGGAGCCCUUAGAAUUCAUCAACGGACUCACAAAGGGGAGAAACCAUUUAAAUGCAUGGAGUGUGGAAAUUGCUUCACUAGGAGUAGAAAUCUUAGAAUUCAUCAACGGAUUCACACAGGAGAGAAACUAUUUAAAUGUAUGGAGUGUGGAAAGAGAUUCACUAAUAGUGGAACACUAAGACUACAUCAACGUAAUCACACAGGGGAGAAACCAUUUAAAUGUAUGGAGUGUGGAAAGAGCUUCAGUCAGAGUGGACACCUUAGAAUUCAUCAACGGACUCACACAGGUGAAAAACCAUUUAAAUGUAUGGAGUGUGGAAAGAGCUACAGUCAGAGUGGACACCUUAGAAUUCAUCAACGGACUCACACAGGUGAAAAACCAUUUAAAUGUAUGGAGUGUGGAAAGAGCUACAGUCAGAGUGGACACCUUAGAAUUCAUCAACGGACUCACACAGGUGAAAAAUCAUUUAAAUGUAUGGAGUGUGAAAAGAGCUUCAGUCAGAGUGGACACCUUAGAAUUCAUCAACGGACUCACACAGGUGAAAAACCAUUUAAAUGUAUGGAGUGUGGAAAGAGCUUCACUUAUAGUGGAGACCUUAGAAUUCAUCAACGCACUCACACAGGUGAGAAACCAUUUAAAUGUAUGGAGUGUGGAAAGAGCUUCACUGAUAGUGGAGCCCUUAGAAAACAUCAAUGGACUCACACAGGUGAGAAACCAUUUAAAUGUAUGGAGUGUGGAAAGAGCUUCACUUAUAGUGGAGACCUUAGAAUUCAUCAACGCACUCACACAGGAGAGAAACCAUUUAAAUGUACUGAGUGUGGAAAGAGCUUCAUUCACAGUGGAACACUUAGAAUUCAUCAACGGACUCACACAGGUGAGAAACCAUUUAAAUGUAUGGAGUGUGGAAAAAGCUUCAAUGAGAAUGGAAAACUUAGAAUUCAUCAACGGAUUCACACAGGUGAGAAACCAUUUAAAUGUAUGGAGUGUGGAAAGAGCUUCAAUGAGAGUGGAAAACUUAGAAUUCAUCAACGGACUCACACAGGUGAGAAACCAUUUAAAUGUAUGGAGUGUGGAAAGUGCUUCAGUCAGAGUGGAGACCUUAGAAACCAUCAACGGAUUCACACAGGAGAGAAACCAUUUAAAUGUAUGGAGUGUGGAAAGUGCUUCAGUCGGAGUGGAGACCUUAGAAACCAUCAACGGACUCACAUGGGGGAGAAACCAUUUAAAUGUAUGGAGUGUGGAAAGUGCUUCAGUCAGAGUGGAGACCUUAGAAACCAUCAAUGGAUUCACACAGGAGAGAAACCAUUUAAAUGUAUGGAGUGUGGAAAGGGCUUCAGUCAGAGUGGACACCUUAGAAUUCAUGAACGGACUCACACAGGUGAGAAACCAUUCAAAUGUAUGGAGUGUGGAAAGGGCUUCAGUCAGAGUGGACACCUUAGAAUUCAUCAACGGACUCACACAGGUGAGAAAGCAUUUAAAUGUAUGGAGUGUGGGAAGAGCUUCAGUCAAAGUGGAAACCUUAGAAUUCAUCAACGGACUCACACAGGGGAGAAAGCAUUUAAAUGUAUGGAGUGUGGGAAGAGCUUCAUUCAGAGUGGAGACCUUAGAAUUCAUCAACGGACUCACACAGGGGAGAAACCAUUUAAAUGUAUGGAGUGUGGGAAGAGCUUCAUUCAGAGUGUUCACCUUAGAAUUCAUCAACGGACUCACACAGGUGAGAAACCAUUUAAAUGUAUGGAAUGUGGAAAGAGUUUCAGUCACAGUGGAAACUUGAACGCACAUCAUCAAACUCACACAGGGGAGAAACCAUUUAAAUGCAUGGAGUGUGGAUGCAGCUUCAAUACAAGCAGAGUUCUUACAAAACAUCAACAAACUCAUACAGGCGAGAAACCAUAUAAGUGCUAGGGAAGUGGAUAGAGGCUUAGUUGUAUUGGAAGUCUUACAAAUCAUCAAAAGACUCGGAGUGUUAACAGCUCUAAGAGUGGAUACUCUACAAUUCAUCAAGUAACUCAAAGAAGAGAAACCGUUUAAAUAGAGGGAAUGUGGAAUCUACUUUAGUCAUUAUCAAAUAUUUUUUCCAAAACAUAUGCCGACUUCCACUGGGUGGAACCAUUUAGAGUGCAGAACAUGUUUCUCUCUGAGUUGACAGGAAAUCUAUCUGAAAUGCAUGCAGCCGAUGUGAGCCUUUGUUGUUUGUAUGUAACAUUUGUCUUGAAAUGUAUUUAAAGUAACGAAGGUAACAUUUCAUAAUAGUAAGCAUAAUAUAAUAUUUAGUGUACUGUUAGAUAGGGAGGGGGAGUGUUUGAAUCUGGAGUGUUGCUUCUGAAUGAGGAUGGACUGAGAGUGAGCUGGUUUUGGUGUUUGGUGGCAGGUGUUGGGAAUGUUUGUAUCUGGGGAUGGAGAGUUGCACAAAGUGGAGCUGAGACUGGGGGUGCUGUGAGGAGUUGAAAAGGUUACACACAGCUCAAGCUGCGCCGGCCCACAGGAACUGACGUUUUAUGUUUUUGCUAUGUAUAUGGAACUUCUGUAAUUCUCAGCCCGAGUGUGUGAGUUCCUUUGUCGCUUGUAACGGAGAUGGUCAUGUAUGCCAAAUCUCCAGGAAUUUAAUGCUUCGCUGUAAUAAAUCUGCUUUGCUGAUAGAGAAGGAGUCAGUUUAAGUUUGUUACAGACUGCUGUUUUUACAUGGACGGUAUUGCAGGAGGUGUGCUUCAAGAAGCUGCGUUUGCUUUCUUUCAACUCUGCUGUUAAAAGUGAAAGUACUUUACGAACUGCGCAAUCGGAAGCCUACCGGGCACCAUUUCGGUAAUUUAUGGCUUCAGAACGUGGGGGGUUUUAUUGCU